Orussus abietinus is the source of this 4200-nucleotide messenger RNA. Its product is annotated as 1-phosphatidylinositol 4,5-bisphosphate phosphodiesterase. The transcript is spliced from 20 exons. Gene Ontology annotation, biological process: phosphatidylinositol-mediated signaling; lipid metabolic process. Gene Ontology annotation, molecular function: phosphatidylinositol-4,5-bisphosphate phospholipase C activity; calcium ion binding. The record is from RefSeq and is a predicted model, not a curated record. Bases 217 to 3462 code for a protein of 1081 amino acids. NCBI's taxonomy places the organism in Eukaryota, Metazoa, Arthropoda, Insecta, Hymenoptera, Orussidae.
AAUCCUUUAAACAGGAUUAUUCUAAUGAAAUUACGUGACCAACCAGGCCAAGUUGAACGCCGGAUGCGAACAGUUUUCGAACUGGCGUUGAACUUGCACCACUUAUCCAGAUUCUUUAGAAAUUCCUCUUCAUGCAAAUUUAUUGCGUUACCUUGCCCAUUUUGUGCUUUGCGAGGGAGAUUUCCAAAAAUUUACUGAGAUCGGGGAGGCUUAAAAAUGACAAAGAAGUUCGAAUUCAACUGGCAGAUCCCAGUGCCGGAAUUACUGAGAAAUGGAUCGACUUUCGACAGAUGGUUCGAAGACAAGGAAAAUACCGAAUUCGAGCCUAACUGCCUGUUCAAAGUCGACGAAUAUGGAUUCUUUAUUUAUUGGAAGAGCGAGGGAAAGGACGGUGACGUGAUCGAAUUGGCCCAAGUGAGCGACAUACGUUAUGGGGGGACACCAAAGGACCCGAAAUUAUGCAAUAAACUGAGCAAGCAUGGCAAUCUCGAGCAAUUAGACGAAAAGAGCUUAACUAUCUGUUCGGGUGUUGAUUACACGAAUAUUCAUUAUCAACACGUUGUGUGCGCGAAUGCUCAGCAGGCGAAGGACUGGCAAGCUGGCCUCAGAUUAAUUACGCACAAUACGAAAGCGAGUAACGUGUGUCCUACCACUCAGUUAAUGAAGCAUUGGAUGAGACUGAGUUUUUCCGUGGAUCCGAAGGGGAAAGUCCCUGUAAAAGUUAUUUCUAAAACGUUUGCUUCUGGAAAAACUGAAAAACUUGUGUACCAAGGACUGGCCGAUUUAGGACUACCCAGUGGGAAGAGCGAUAAAAUCGAGCCCGAGGCGUUCACCUUUGAAAAGUUUUACACGCUGUACCACAAAAUUUGCCCGAGAAAUGACAUCGAGGAGUUAUUCCAAUCAAUAACGAAGGGAAAGGCAGAUUCGAUCAGUUUGGAACAGUUAGUCACGUUCAUGAACGAAAAGCAAAGAGAUCCACGGCUGAAUGAAAUUCUAUACCCGUUAUACGACGACAAAAGGUGUAUGGAGAUAAUCACCGAUUACGAACGUGACGAAAAAGCUAAAAGUGAAAAAAAGCUCACGAAAGACGGAUUUAUCCGGUACCUGAUGUCCGAUGAGAACGCGCCGGUAUUCUUGGACAAACUGGAAGAAUGGAUGGAGAUGGACCAACCUCUUUCCCAUUAUUACAUAAAUUCGAGCCACAAUACAUACCUAAGUGGGCGACAAAUCGGUGGAAAGAGCACAGUGGAAAUGUAUCGACAAGUGCUCCUAGCUGGUUGCAGGUGCGUCGAACUGGAUUGCUGGGACGGCAAAGGCGAGGACGAGGAGCCGAUAAUAACUCACGGGAAAGCGAUGUGCACCGAUAUUUUAUUCAAAGACGUGAUCAUCGCCCUGAGAGAUUGCGCAUUCGUCACCUCGGAUUACCCGAUAAUUCUCAGUUUCGAAAAUCACUGCUGCCUGAAGCAGCAAUACAAAUUGGCAAAGUACUGCGACGAGAUAUUAGGCGACCUCUUGCUGAAGGAGCCCUUGAAGGACUACCCUCUAGAGCCCGGACAUCCUCUUCCUCCGCCGUGUGCGCUGAAACGGAAGAUACUCAUUAAAAACAAGAGAUUGAAGCCGGAAGUAGAGAAGGUUGAACUGGAGCUGUUCCGGUCUGGCCAAUUCGAAGCCAAAGACGAAGUCGUGGAAGACGCGAGCGCUCCCGCGGUCGCGGAGCCUCCAAAAGAAGAACCUCCCCCACCUGCGGAAGGUGCUCCACCUGGCGAAGGAGGGGCAGAAGGCGAAGCCCCUCCGAUCCAGUACACCGGAAGUACCAUGGCGUGUCAUCCAUGGCUGUCAUCGAUGAUCAAUUAUGCCCAGCCCAUCAAAUUUCAGAGCUUCGAAACCGCCGAGAAGAAAAAUAUCCAUCACAACAUGUCGUCCUUUUCCGAAACCGCUGCGCUGAAUUACUUAAAGACCUCUUCCGUGGAAUUUGUGAAUUAUAAUAAACGGCAGAUGAGCAGAAUUUACCCGAAGGGCACGCGAGCCGAUUCCUCGAAUUAUAUGCCUCAGGUCUUCUGGAAUGCCGGCUGCCAAAUGGUCGCCUUGAAUUUCCAAACUCCUGAUCUACCGAUGCAACUGAAUCAGGGAAAAUUUGAAUACAAUGGUACAACUGGUUAUUUACUGAAACCAGAUUUCAUGAGGAGACCAGAUAGAAGUUUCGAUCCUUUCGCCGAGGGCGUGGAUGGUGUAAUUACUGCGCAAUGUUCCGUCCAAGUGAUAGCCGGCCAAUUCUUGUCCGAUAAGAAAGUCGGGACUUACGUUGAAGUGGACAUGUACGGUUUACCGGCCGACACCAUAAAAAAAGAGUUUAGGACAAGAAUGGUGCCAGGCAAUGGGUUAAAUCCUGUUUACAACGAAGAACCGUUUCUUUUCCGGAAAGUCGUGCUACCGGACUUGGCGGUUUUGAGAAUCGGCGUGUACGAAGAGAGCGGAAAAUUAUUGGGACAACGAAUCUUGCCCCUGGAUGGUCUUCAAGCUGGAUACAGACAUAUUUCCUUGAAAACCGAGGCAAAUUUCCCAAUGGCACUUCCUAUGCUUUUCUGCAACAUCGAACUGAAAAUUUACGUCCCCGAUGGCUUCGAGGAUUUCAUGGCGAUGCUGUCUGACCCCGGAGCUUUUUCGAAAGGAGCUGAAAAACAAGCCGAGGCGAUGAAAGGUCUAGGAAUUGAACAGACCGACACGAAGGCAGAAGAGAAGAAGAAAAAGGAGGAAGAGGCUAAGAAAGCGGAAUUUAAGUUAGAUCCGAUCACGUUGGAGUCUCUGAGAAAAGAAAAGCUUUUCAAGUCGGGGAAGAAACAGCAAAAAGAGCUCGACACGUUGCGGAAGAAACAUCUGAAGGAGCGGCAAACAAUGCAGAAAAAUCACUGCGCCGCCAUUGACAAAUUGGUCAAAGGGAAAGAUAAGAAUUCCUUGAUUCAAGACGCCAACGUGAAGAAGACAAUUUCUGAGCAAACUGCACAGUGGACUGCGAUGAUGGAGAAACAGAGAAAAGAGGAAUGGGAGUUGAUGAAAAAUCAGACAGACGCUGCCAAAGAUGAACUGAAGAAAUUAAUCGAAGUCGUGCAGGUGAAUCAAAAUAAGCAGCUGCAGGUUAAGCACGACAAAGACAUCAAAGAGAUGAACGCGAAUCAAGCCAAAGUGUCGGUCGAAACGGCGAAAGAAGUGAUGAACGACAAAGCUCUGAAGACCAAAGGAGACAAAGACCGAAGGCUAAGGGAGAAGAAGCAGAACAAUACCAAAAAAUUCAUGGAUGAGAGGAAAACCGUACAAAUCAAGCAAAAUCGAGAAAAGGAGAAGCUGAAAGUCACCCACGAGAAACAAGUCACGGACUUGGGCAAGGAAAUCGAUGCGACCAUCGAAAUGUACAAGAACGAAGCGAUUCAGUACGACAUUUCAUCCAAGGCGGAAUUCUAUGUAUGAACAAUGAAGAUUGAAGAUGUUCCAUCCAAUUUUUUUGGAUUUUACAGUACUUUCCUAAUUCCUUUAUCUUGUACUCGUUGAGCUUGUACCUCGAAUAUUUUACAACGAAUUCUGUACCACGCCUUUUACAAAUGUUUGUAUGUGCCAAGACAUUUAACAUGCUUUUAAGAAUUUUUACAAGGGCACAUAACCGCAAACCCAGAUAGUUGAUUUUCGGAAAUGUUCGCGUCGAAGAACGUUAAGAUAAAAUGCUGUUUGAACGCAAAAGGGAUUGAUUUAUGUACAGGGAUUUCUUUUCCGAACAAGAGUUUUGAUCUUGAUCCGUACAUGCCGACGUUAUGGAUGCACGUAACGAGUAAUUGCAAGUGGUAGGUGUGACGCAAGGACGAACUAAAACCACCAAUUGCAUUCUCGGUUAUCCUUGAUGUGCGCCAUUUCCUGCUUCGCGAUGGCAUAUCGAAUAUCAUAAUGCUCCCUCGAUAACAAGCAAAGUCACUCGUUUAAUGCAUCGACGGAUCAUCUGCAUCUUCGGUAAUAAAUGGAUAAGACUGAAGUAUCCGUGAAAUAAAUAAUUGCGGAUAAGCCAAGGUAUUCCGCAAGUCCUGUCCACGCUUUUUACGGCCGUCUGGCAUGGGUCGGCGAGAGCAUCUGUAAAUAUAUUAUUUACAAUCCGAGGUCUAUCGACAAGUGCCCGAUUAUGUACGAAAUAAAUUUCAGGACUUAUGCAACUUGUGCAAC